This is a messenger RNA of Monodelphis domestica (gray short-tailed opossum), 8161 nucleotides long. It is a transcript of the gene APCDD1, whose product is annotated as APC down-regulated 1. Gene Ontology annotation, cellular component: plasma membrane. Gene Ontology annotation, biological process: negative regulation of Wnt signaling pathway. Gene Ontology annotation, molecular function: Wnt-protein binding. The record is from RefSeq and is a predicted model, not a curated record. Lineage: Eukaryota; Metazoa; Chordata; Mammalia; Didelphimorphia; Didelphidae.
GAAUCUCCAAAGCUCCUGGACGAGGAGGAGGAGGAGGAGGAGGAGGAAGUAUCAAAAUAAAACUGGAAAUGUCCCAUCUCUACCGCAUCCUGGUCAGAUACCUGUUCCUGGCCCUCCUUUUGCAUGCUGAGGAAACAAAAGCAAGCUGAGGUUAUGUGAUUUUCCCAGGGUAUACAGGGCUGGGAGAAGGUUCCGCCCUUCUUCACCCAGAUAGCAGAUCCCAUCCUCGGUCUUUAGAGAAGAGUGCUUGGAGAGCUUUCAAGGAAUCUCAGUGUCAUCACAUGCUCAAGCAUCUCCACAAUGGAGCACGGAUCACUGUGCAGAUGCCACCCACAAUUGAGGGCCACUGGGUCUCCACAGGAUGUGAAGUGAGAUCUGGUCCAGAAUUCAUCACCAGAUCUUAUCGAUUCUAUCAUAAUAAUACCUUCAAGGCCUACCAGUUUUAUUAUGGUGGUAACCGUUGUACCAACCCUACCUAUACACUAGUCAUCAGGGGUAAGAUACGGCUUCGCCAAGCAUCCUGGAUCAUCCGAGGAGGGACUGAAGCAGACUACCAGCUACACAAUGUCCAAAUCAUCUGCCAUAGUGAGGCUGUUGCUGAAAGACUUAGUCAGCUGGUAAAUCGUACGUGCCCAGGUUUCAUCCCUUCAGAUAAUCCUUGGGUGCAAGAUGCCACCUAUGACUUAUGGCGAGAGGAAAAUGGCCGGGAAUGUACCAAGGCAGUGAAUUUUGCUAUGCAUGAGCUUCAACUGAUUCGGGUAGAAAAACAGUACCUCCAUCAUAAUCUGGAUCAUCUUGUGGAGGAAUUAUUCCUUGGUGAUAUUCACACUGACUCUAGCCAAAGGAUGUUCUACCGACCAUCUAGUUACCAGCCACCCUUACAAAAUGCCAAGAAUCAUGAUCAUGCCUGCAUUGCAUGCCGAAUCAUCUACCGUUCAGAUGAGCACCAUCCUCCAAUAUUGCCCCCCAAAGCUGACCUGACCAUUGGCCUACAUGGGGAGUGGGUGAGCCAGAGAUGUGAAGUACGCCCUGAAGUCCUCUUCCUCACCCGCCACUUCAUAUUUCACGACAACAAUAAUACCUGGGAAGGUCAUUAUUACCACUAUUCUGAUCCCAUCUGCAAGCAUCCCACCUUCACUAUUUAUGCCCAGGGUCGCUAUAGCCGUGGUGUACAUUCUGCCAGGGUCAUGGGAGGCACGGAGUUUGUGUUCAAAGUGAAUCACAUGAAGGUCACCCCCAUGGAUGCAGCCACAGCCUCUCUCUUAAAUGUGUUCAAUGGAAAUGAAUGUGGAGCUGAGGGCUCAUGGCAGGUUGGAAUUCAGCAGGAUGUGACCCACACCAAUGGUUGUGUUGCCUUGGGAAUUAAACUACCUCACACUGAGUACGAAAUCUUCAAAAUGGAACAAGAUACACGGGGUCGGUACUUACUGUACAAUGGCCAGAGACCCAGUGAUGGAUCCAGUCCUGACCGGCCAGAAAAAAGAGCCACAUCUUACCAAAUGCCCUUAGUUCAGUGUGCAUCUUCAGCACCCAGAUCAGAAGAUCUAACAGAGGAGAACACAAUAGGUCACUAUGGGAAUGGGACACCUGAAAGAAAUUUCUGUACUGUACUCCUAACUCUGAUUGCAUGUCUUUGGACUGUUCCACAUUGGAAUACCUUCAGCUAGAUUUCUUUAUGCUCUAAAAUAUAUAUAUAUAUUUUUUAUUUUCCAAACUAGGAUUCCUUGGGAUUUGUGGAUUUUCUUUUCCAAAGAAAGGACAUCUAUUCCCCUGAUGCACUCAAAUGCCUGAGAACUGUUGUUCUUUUUCUUCUCCCCUCCCCCCAACCCCCACUCCCAGCCCCAGAAUCAUGAAUAGUACUCGUUUGAAGUUUCUGCUUUGAACUUCAUCCAGUCUGUUCCCUGGCCUGAGUGACUGCACAACAGUAAUUGCACUUUAGGACUGCAGACGGUUUGUGGGUAGUAGAUUCUUUGGGGGUUGGGUUUUUUUUUUUAAUCAUAUUAUUUGGCUGGGUUGAACGUUAGUUGAAAAACAAAAAGAUCCAGCUACAGUUUUCACUGCCAUUUUCCUCUUGUCACGUCCUUUCCCAUCUCUGAAACUGCCUCUCCUUCAAAAUCUAACCAUCUUGAAUAACCCUGUGCAGUAUUGGGUUAGUCCUGGGAGAAUGGCGUCUUUUUACUCAAAGAAAAUGCUUUGGUGUAGAUAUGUAUAUAUUCAAAGACACAAGGAUUUAUCUAAAUGAUCUUUACAAGUUUUAUACAGAAGAGAGAAUUGAAAGCCUUCCUUUCAGAAGUACCGAAUGGAAAAUAUCUGUAAUUAAAAUUUCAAAGUAAUUUAAACUAUUUUUACAUAUAUAUUUUUUAACUUUUAAAGAAUAUACUUAGUGGAGCAUAUGUGGCACUGUUCUCUGUUCCUCAUUUGAGUAGAAUCAGAAGGGACCAUUAGAGGUCAAUUUCAUCUAACCCACUACCCAUUACUGUGAUUUUGUUAUGUUAGGUUUGAUGUUGAUUCUAUGCCUCACUGUGUAAAUAGGUAACUUGCUGGAAUCGGUGUGUAGGAAGCAAUGCCAUUACAAAUCAGAGGAUACUCAGUAAUGUAUCAGAUAUGUAUAGGUCUAACCAAGUGCCACAUGAACAAUGAUAAUAAUAUAGUCCUUUUCCUAAUAUGCCAUUUCCUUUUCCUAAAAUUCUCACCCUGGCUUGUAUUAUAUUUUGUUAUAGUAAGCAGAAGUAUCUAGAUUUGUACCUUUUACCAUCAAAAACACAUUUUUAGGAGAAAAGUUUGCUGGGAAAGGGCUUGGUGUUCAGAGGAAAGGUAAAAUUUGGUAUACUGUGGGAUUUGUAGCAUCUUUCAUACCAUAUGUAUCUUGGCUUUUGUAUUAAAUCUUACUAUCAUAUGGAGUCAGGUAACUAGACUAACCCUCCUCCUGUUCAGCAGUUGACUUAGUUAUGCAGCUUGGAAUAAGCAAGUCUCUUCAUUACUCAGUCUAAUCUUGUGCAAUUUCUACCCCUAAUUCUGUCCCACUGAGAUACUGGAAGGGUGAAUGAGUGGUAAAUGAGACAUUACAUAUCUGUAAGUGCUUUGGAUUCUUGGGAAAAGAUCUAUGUGAACACUAAAUAUUCUGCAGAAUAGAAACUCAUUAAAAAGAAAUGAAACAAAUAGGCAACAGUUGAAGGUUUAGAUUUGCCUGAAGAUUUAUAGAAGGCAAAAAAUCAGAGUAAAGACUUUAUUCUAUUUAAUAUUAAAAUUAAGUGUCAGUAAAAUUGUGAUUUAAAUUUUUAAGGAUCUAUGGGUAUGUACUAUUAAAUAAAUGUAUUUAGAUUAUAUUUAUAAUUAUGAAGAUGGCCAAGAUCAUGUAUUCAGCAUAAAAAUAUUAACUUGAUUUGCCAAAUUUAUUACAUAGUGCAAAGAACUGGAAAAGUGUUAAUGUUCCUGUAAAAUUUCUGUUAACUCUGGAUCCAUCUAACAAGUAGAGUAAGCAUUCCAUCAUCAUAAGCCAUAACAAAUCAUAUGAAACCUAUGAUAUUUACUCUCAUAGGCUAUAUCGGUGAUUUAACCAUAAAAAUGACAAGUUAAUAGCUUUUGAAACUAGAGCCUCUAACCUAUAGGUCUGGAAAAUUGCUUCUACAUUAAAUACUUGCAGUUUUUAGAAAAAUAUGUGUGUGUUUAUACAAACAUACACACACACAUAUACAGAUACAUAUUUAUUUUUCAAUUUGCAAGUUUAACAAGACUGUGUGUAUGUAUCUCUAUAGAAGAAAUGAAUGCAUAUAAACAUCUUGCUAAAUAGAAUUCAUGUGGAUAUAUAUCCUUUCACUUUAAUGCUAAUAUAAUUUAUUAGAAAUGAUAACCAAGAUAACACAUUUAUAUAGUUUGGAUACAAUGGUGGGUUUUCUGGCUGUUACUUGCAACUGUGUGUGUGUGUGUGUGUGUGUGUGUGUGUGUGUGUGUGUGUGUGUGAGAGAGAGAGAGAGAGAGAGAGAGAGAGAGAGAGAGAGAGAGAGAGAGAGAGAGAGCUUGAACUUGUGUUUUUACAAACUUACUUGGGUCUAAAAUCUUGUUUUGGUGUGGGAUCACUUAACCAUUUUUAUCUCUUAUUUUGUAUAAUUCUUAUCCAUGUAUAUCUGUAAAUUACAUAUGGAGAACACAUCUGACACACUGGAGACUUUCCUCUGAUAUUUUUAAUUUUUUGUGGGUACCAGUGGAAUCUAAAUUGUCCAUUGUUUUUAGUCCUGAAAUAUGACUGGUCGACCUCCUUCCAAGACAUGCACAGCCAGAUAAGAUGAAUCUUAUUCCAUGACUAGGUCACAGAUUAUCAUGGGUAAUAUAGUUGACUUACACACAUAUGCCUUUCUGUUGCCCUUUGGGUUACUUAUAAUUUUGAGUAUUUUAAAGUCAUGAAGUUUUAUGAGUCAUAGCCACAUAGCAUCACUAGGAGAACAUUGUAUUUAAAAAAAAAAAAACACUUGAGAUCAUUGAAAGCACUGAGGAGUUAAAUAAAUGCAAUAUAAACAAUUCACCUGUUCAGUUCAGGAUGUAGUUCAUUUUCCAUUGCCAGUAUCCAUCCAAUGAUUUAAUUGAUUAGGCAUUUACAGGCACUAUCCAAGACGUACAUGUUGGUGGAUUAACCCAACAGGCUCUUAGUUCUUUUCAGAACCAUAAUCUUGGUAAUGUUCAUUUUUCAUUCCCUUUGUUCCCUUAGUGAUAGAAGAAUCCCAUUUGAAUUUCUAGGGAUUUUACAGAAGUUUAUAGUAUGUGGAGGCCCAAUGCAGUGGCUAAAAUGGCAUCUGUGAAUUAGAACAUUUAAAGAAAACCUUCACAGAAGUACUUUAAAAAAUAUGCACAGGACAUCUUCCAUGCUAUAACAGUCAAACAUUCUAAGUGGGCUACUAUCACCCUGUUUUAUAUCUAGCUUGAUAUAGAAUUAUUGGACAAAGUGAUUUCUUUAGACCAAUCUGUUUAUAAUAUACAGGGAGCUCAUUUAUUUGAGAAAGAUCUUCAAGACUGAAUGUUGUCCUACUAAAAUCUAGGUUAAAAAAUCCAUUAAAAAAACCAUUAGACACAAGAGGAGCUUUCUCCAUACUAUUUAUGAGUCUGCAAAGAUGUAGAGAAUUUUCUGCCCCUUUUUUAAUGCACUCAUCAGUAACAUUCCCAUUACAUAUAUAGAUGAUUUUUAUCCAGGAUUUAUGAAGCUAAGAAAGUAAGUAUAUAAGUAAAUAGUUGUUGGUUCCUUAGUUUUUUAAAUAAAAGUUUUCACAAGGUGAAGAUCCUGCAUCAGAUUACCCAGAAAUACUAUUGAAUAUUCCACUAUUCUUGGAAGAAUAUGACUAUAAUAUUCAGAAGAGAUCAUAAUCAAGAAUUACAACCUUAAUGUCUUUAAGAUGGCCAUUCUUAGAAAAGUUAUGCUAAUUUUUCUCUUCCAGAUUUUCAAGAUUCUUUUAUAUUUCCCCCCAGUUCUAAAGUAGGAACUGAGUUGCUAUCCAGAACCACUAGGAAGUAAGGAAGGAAAUAUUUUACCCCAAUGAUGUAGGACAAAGAGUGUGACUUUGUCCAUAGUAUGUAUUUCUUUGCCAGAAAUCCUUUCCUCAUAACCUUAGCUCAUGUGUGAAUUAUAAUUCCAUCAAACAAUGGUCUUGGUAAGUCACCAUUAUAAAUACUGAGCUUCAUAUUGAACCUUUUAGAACAGUAAUCACUGUGGAAUAAAAAAAAACACAUUUGUCUGAAAUGCUUAAUAUAAUACCAAUCAAUUCUCUCUCUUUCUCUCUCUCUCUCUCUCUCUCUCUCUCUCUCUCUCUCUCUCUCUCUCUCUCUCUCUCUCUCUCUCUCUCUCUGUCUCCCCCCCCCUUUACACACACACACAAAACUAUUCUCUACAUCAUUAAUAUGUUCAAAGACAUUCUAAGGAUGAUUGGUAUUCUGGCUGAAAAUUCUGUCUUAUGUAACUAGAAUACAUUAAUUCCCCAUGGAAAUGAAAAGAAACACUGAUAUAUGCCAACUCUAACUCAGAAACCAAUAAAUAGCCUUAGAGUUGCCAUAUCAGGACAAUUUAUUCAGAAGAAAAUAUUUUCUACUUGGACUGAUGAUGGGGCUUUCCAUGCCUUCUAUAGGUAUUUCUCACAUUUUUAUUGCACUUGAUUUCCUUCAGUUCUUGGAUAUUACUGUCUGUUUAAGCUAAAUCUAAUGGUGAGGGGGUAAAUGAAAGAAAUAGCUCUUAUUCAUUUCUAGUUUCAUGAAGAAACAUAAACAUUAUUUACUCAACAUUAAGAAGAUUGUAUAUUCCUUACCUGUGACCUUCAUAGAACUAAUUUGGACUCUUCAAAACCUUAUGGUGCUACAACUUGGUGGAUCUCACUUGGGAAAUUGACUUGGGUCACAAUAACUUUUGCUAGUAGCCUGAGUAAACCCUAGCAAUGAAGCUUACUGCCCUUUUGCCACCUUGAUCACUAUUCCUUUCUCCCUCCUCGAACACAGUUCUAGUCUUCAGAUACUGAUAUGAACAGGGCUUCUCUAUCAUAUGGAGAAAUCUAGGGUUAUUUUAGUCUCCAACUUCUACAGCAAUGAAGACACAGUCCUGCCAACAUCCUUAACAAAGGCACAUAACUGAUUCAGUUUUUCAAACUAGAUUCUGAACAUUAUGGAAACAAUAGGGCUGCUAACCUGGAUGAGACUUAGGGUUUUAAACUAGACCAAAAAUUCAUUCGUCUCCUUUGACAGACAAACUGAAAAGGUUUCCAAAAGAAAAACUUUUCACAUAUAUGCUGUUAAACAUCAUUAGGGUGUCUAUCAAAUUGCCUUUCAUUCUAUUAUGAACAGCAGGUAUCUGUAUUCCAAACUGAGGCAAACCUCUAGAGGAGUGAAGUCUCAGGAAUUUUUAGAAUUGGAAUCCUUUAAAGCUUUGUCCUCUAUGGGUUGUGGGAAGUAAUAAUCUAGUAAAAAAAAAAAACUUCCAUUGGCUAAUUCAAUAUUAUAAUGAAUGAGGUGGGAUAAUGAACAUUUUGAGCCACUAUUAGGAAGGAUCAUGUGUAGGUAAUCUCCCUAUUUCCUACGUAAGACAUUAUUAUAGAGCAUAUUUUUGUACAGAUUGUUUCUUUUACUAUAAUAUGAGCUCCUUGAGGGUGAGGAUUAUUUUUUGCUUCUGUUUUUGGUUUUAGUAUCCCUACUGCUUUAGCAUAGUGCCAGAAAUAUGCUUGUUGAUUAAUCAGUGUUAGCUUUGAAAAGAGACAAGUGGGGAAAGGAUCAGUUUUGCAAAAGAUGCUCCAGAAAAUAUGCAGUUGGUUGAUAAGAAAAGAUGUUUCACACUGAAUUAUUUGGAAAAUAUUGGGAAAUACUAUUCCAUAGCAUGCUCUUUAUGAAAAGGGGGUUAAUCAGCUUCAUAAUAACAUUCUCAACUAUCAGAUCAUCUGUACAAUUUAUGAUAGAGUAUAACGUCCUUGAGGGCAGGCAGGAAUUGUUUCAUUUUGUCUUUAUAUUUCUAGUGCCUAGCACAGCAGCUGACAUAGGAAAUGAUCACAAAUAAAUGCUCUGAAGGACUGAUUAUGAGAGAGAACACUGAAAACAGCCUAAAGAGUCAGUAGGAUAUCUGGGUAAAAAUAAUAUUAAGAGGAGAAGAUUGCAUAAUAUGCCAUCAUUUGACAGCAUAAUAGCACUGGGACAGGGUUAAGGUAAAUAAAAGCACCUUUGGAAAGGAUCAUAAUGAGAAGAUUGACUUAUCCAAUAUUACUACUAUCAUAUUAUGCCAAAAGUAAACAGGUACCUUAGCAAAAGAUAGGAUUGUUUGUCUUAGAAGUUAUUUUUCCUUAUGCUUUUAAAGUGUAACUUCUUCCUAGCAAUAAAGGGAAUACACAAUAUUUGUACUGUAAUCAGUUUCAAAGCAAUAAUGUUUCUUGUAGAUGUCUUUAUCAUUUACAUAGAGCUUCUUGUCUUUUUCAUAAAGCAAUGUGUUUUUAACCCAAAAUCUAGUCCCUUUCCCUCCUAUUUCCAAUGCUUUUCCAAUGUCAGGGUAUUUUUAUUUUUAUUUAGCAUUUAUGUUUUGUAAAUAAACAAAGCAAUUCUUCUCUUUCUCACUGUGUUCCAGUUUACAUUGCUGGAGAAAUUUGAAUAAUUGUCAAAAGAUUGUCUGAAAUAAAGGCUGUCAAAUAAAGCACUAACACCCCUCAAGAAA